Pseudomyrmex gracilis is the source of this 1564-nucleotide messenger RNA. RefSeq lists its product as uncharacterized. Bases 57 to 1313 code for a protein of 418 amino acids. The transcript is spliced from 5 exons. NCBI's taxonomy places the organism in Eukaryota, Metazoa, Arthropoda, Insecta, Hymenoptera, Formicidae. The record is from RefSeq and is a predicted model, not a curated record.
CUUUGGCGCAAUAUCUUUUUGACGAGUAUAUCCACCUUCUGUAAAACCAUAACGAAAUGGCGACGCCUGACGCGGAGAUUUGUGGAUUUUUAGAUGUUAAAUUCACGAGCAACAAACACAUUAAGAGCGGAAAAGUGAAAAAGAAGGUUUUGAUGUUGUCGAAAGUUUGGAAACGAUACUGGUGCACCGUGAAGAAACUGGGAUCCGACUCCGUUGUGCAGAUACAAUUCAACAACACGUUCGGUCGCAGUGCUCCCGAGCGAAGCAAUUCCUUAAUCAUACCUUCGAACGCCGUCGUGCAUCGCAUUAACUCGAAAACGAAACAAUUCGCGUUCUGCGUAUCACCGGCGACCGACAGAAAACCCUUGCUGUCGUUGUCGGCCACCUCGGAAACCGAGACGCAGCGAUGGAUGGCGAAUAUCAGACAUUUAUUAAGACCUAGACGGCAUCAUUGCGCGGAAAAGUGUUACAAUGUGUCUAUAGUUGAUAACGUACAUUCAAAGACAGCAGGUUUGACCGGUUUGUACGGAGACCUGAUUGUCAAUGAAAGAGGACUUUGCGUUAAAAAUGUUUUCACCGGUGAAACAACUGCAGCUUUCGAAUGGAAGGAGUUCAGUCAGUUUCACUUGAUAACGGCAGGCCGUCCUGAGGAUGUGAAACGUAUUUGUGUGAUACACACUACCAAGGAGUUUCGCUGUGGCAUCGGAGAACUCUAUCUGUUUUGUCUAGACGCUGAUAAAUUGUUAUUGGAUUUAGUAACACAGGGUCGCGGUCCAAAGUGCAAGCUGAAGUCCUUGGAUUUUAAUGAUGAGAAUCGUGAGGCUUUGACUCAACAUAAAGUCAUUAAUCCUUCAUCGCAGUUAAGAAGUAAUGUACCACUUCAGAGUCUUAAUAUAGAGAUCAACAAUUGCCACAAGGAAUCAAAUAUUUCUAUUUCUUCCGGAGUUUACGAGGAAAUCCUGGACAACACAUAUCCUUCUAAAUCAAGAACAUGCGUUACUGAUUACGAAAAUAUAGAUGCAAUUCAUUGCAAUAAUAAUCUGCAAAUAGAACCUCCACCAUUACCACCACGACGUAAUAAGCGUAAACCAGAACGUACAAUGGAAGAUAGAAAUAGAAAUCCGAAAAAAUGGUGUAAUAGAGAGAUUUCCACAAUUGUGACAAGUUUACAAAUUACCGAAGACUGUACACAGGGAGAUUCUUUCGCAGGUAAUUCUAAUUACAUUUCGAUGUCGCUACAGGAAAAAGGUUUUCUGUGUAAAUCUAAUAUUGCUGGUAAUUCAGACGAAAAUGAGUAUAUAAUUAUGCAAUAAUAUUAUGUAAGAUAAGUACAUACAAAAGAGAAGAUAAAUAUUAUUUUGUAUAACUAGCACAACACAGACGCGCGCUACGCGCACGCUAUUAUUUUUAUUUUAACAUAUUCCGUUAGUAGACACAUCUGGUAGGAAUAGAAAUUUAUAAAUUAUAUGAACUAUGUACAUGUAUGAAUUAUAUUCACAUAAAUUUGUAUCAUCUAAUUGUAUAUAUAAUACAUAUAUGCGUUAUAUAAAAGUUUUAGACUUAA